CAGCGGGUGGAAGAGGUUCUGAUUUUCGAUCGUGAUUCGUCGAUUUUGGUCGCCGGGAAAGUCUUCGUCGAACCUGAGCCGAUUAGAUACGAUCACAUGGCUUCACUUUGCGAAAUAAUGCCUACCGGAACUCCUUCCAUGGUCCUCAACACACAAAUCGCUCUAAUUGGAGCUAACAAAAAUUACGAUAAGGUGACAAUGAAG
Messenger RNA from Ostertagia ostertagi, 204 nucleotides. The record is from the annotation of a GenBank genome assembly. Lineage: Eukaryota; Metazoa; Nematoda; Chromadorea; Rhabditida; Trichostrongylidae.